CCCUAGCCACAGCCCAGCCCCAGCCCCAGCCCCAGCCCCAGCCCUAGCUCCAGCCCCAGCCCCAGCCCCAGGCUCAUGUAAGAUGGAGGUUAAAGCAGAACUAGCUCCCCAAUCUGUGACCAACACACCAAACGAAGAACCAAAGGGUGCUGCCAAAGAACCAGAGGCCGCCAAGCCGAAAUCUAACCGCCCGUUCAGCAGACUUUUCAGCAGAAAGGCACUGAUAGGCCUCAAGUCUAAAAUCAAGGUUAAGUCAACAAGUGGAGCCAGAGCCCCUGCCAAGCCUGCUGCAGCGACAGUGGAACCCAUGGAGCCACAGCCGGUUGUGGAAGUACAGACAGUGGAACCCAUGGAGUCACAGCCGGUUGUGGAAGUACAGAAUGUAGACUUCUCAAAGACGGCCACUCUGGAGGCCUCUGCCACACUAGAACCACCACCACCUGCACCGGAGGAAGAGAAGACACCUGCUGCCUCCAAAGCCUCUCCUUUCACUUCCUUUUCUCUUUUCAAGACAAAGGCAGCUGUGCCAAAAAAGGAAGUCCCUGCCCCAGCUGCAGAAGCGGUAGUUGAACCAAGUGUAGCCAAGGACGAACCAAAGGCCCCAGAGGACCCUGCUGUGGACAGCAAGCCCGUGUCAGAGCCCUCCGAGGUUAUGGAGAAUUCCCCCGUCCUCCCUAAGAGACUGGAGAAGAGGAACUCCAUCCACUUGUUCUUCAAAAACCUGGGCAAACGCCAGUCAGAUGCAGGAGUACAAACAGAACCAGAGAAGACCAAAUAAAACGGAAACACCCUUUCAAACUUCACAUGCCAUAUCUGGAAAUGAACUUUUGAUUUGUUAGAUACAUUAUGUUUCUGAUCACACUAUUGAAGGGAUGAUGGUAAGAGCAAGUGGUUUGAGGGAGAGAGGUGGACUGUGGACUGGUCUGUUCUAGUCUAAUCUUUGUGGACGAUUUCAGAGAAUUGUUCUUUGUGGAGGAGGUAAAUAUAUUUUCUGGUUUUAAAGGCUUGAUAGGUAGAGAAAAGUGUUUUUGUAACACAUACUGAGAGCAAAAUCAAUUUUCUAUACAGUAUCUACCCUUCUUUUAACAUACAUGUCAAACUCAUUCCACGGAGGGCUGAGUGUCUGCGGGUUUUUGUUCCUCCCUUAAUUGAUUAAUUAAGGUCACUAAUUAGUAAAGAACUCCCCUCACCUGGUUGUCUAAGGUCUUAAAAACGAAACACCCGCAGACACUAAGCCCUUCAUGGGAGGAGUUUGACACCCCUGCUUUAACAUAUUAAUAUGUGUAAGGAUCUAAUGCAAAUAUUACGUUUAGCAUUUUUUUUUUCCCUCUUCAUAUACACAUUUUACUAGUCUGAAAAUAACUCUUGGAGUGCAUGCAAUGGUUUCAGAUACAUUCAUGGGAUGUCUUGGAGAAGAGAUGCAUAAAGCUUAGCUUGGGAUAGAGAGAUAGUAAUGGAAUAUGCUCCAAAUGUAAUGGAGGAGUUGGUGAAAUGGUGGAUAUUCCUGCCAAGAUGUUUUUAUUUAGGCUAGACACAUGCAAUUUACAAUGUAGGCUUUAAACUUUGCAGGAACUGUACACGGAUGCAAAUAUAUGCCAAACACUAAAUUACAAUAUAUGAUUAUAAUCAUACACAGGGGGACCUCACAAUCAUUACUUUUUUUGGGAACUACACAGAUCAUCUGGUAGUCUAUAUAGCUAACUGCACAGUCAUGAAUCAUAUUUGAUUAACGUUUCACUGAAGUAUAAAGGUUUGUUCUAAUUUGAGUGCACUGCUUUACAUGUGUGUGCCUGUUUGAAUGCAGAUGUUAUAAUCUUGGGUAUCUUGUCUGUUAAUUUCUGCACCUAUAAUUUGAUAAACUGGAUCUGGAAGUAGAAUAUUUAUUGUGACAGCAAUUUCCGAAUCAUGAAAACCUGCAAUGGAGUAUAUGGGUGGGGGGUUCUACUGAGCCAACAUGGAUUUUUUUUUAAAGAUCAGACCAUGGAUCUUUUAGCUAUUUAAUUUUUCAUUUAGGUAAAAUAUUGAAUUUGGCCUUUUAAUGCUACAACCUAUAGAAAUGCAUUGAAUAACACACUCAUAAAUGGCAAAACAGAGUACAAAAAUAAAUAAUAAGGAAUAUGUUUUUGAAUUGUCUGUCCUAUAUCUAGGAGAUGUAAUUUUUUUGGGGGUGUCACAAAACUACUUCUAUAUUUGUUUUAUUUAUGUUAAUUAGAUUGACACACACGGGUGCGUUGAUCAACUUUAGGGGGUAUUUAAAGCUAUUUUUUCUGUAACUGUUAAGAAAAUAAAUGUAUACAAUUA
Oncorhynchus masou masou (cherry salmon) is the source of this 2301-nucleotide messenger RNA. Its product is annotated as proteoglycan 4-like. Lineage: Eukaryota; Metazoa; Chordata; Actinopteri; Salmoniformes; Salmonidae. The record is from RefSeq and is a predicted model, not a curated record. Bases 83 to 778 code for a protein of 231 amino acids. The transcript has 7 exons.